This is a messenger RNA of Penicillium nucicola, 936 nucleotides long. RefSeq lists its product as uncharacterized. NCBI's taxonomy places the organism in Eukaryota, Fungi, Ascomycota, Eurotiomycetes, Eurotiales, Aspergillaceae. The transcript is spliced from 2 exons. The record is from RefSeq and is a predicted model, not a curated record. Bases 1 to 936 code for a protein of 311 amino acids.
AUGAGUCCCAAGAUCGGCAUCUUUCCGGCAUCAGGUGCUUUCGGCACCAGCAUCCUGAACCACCUGGCUAGGCUUGUCCCAGCAUCUCAGCUUGUUUUGAUCGCUCGGCGUCCCGAGAAAUUAGAUGACUUCAAGAAACAAGGUGCCACUGUCCGUUGGGCAGAUUAUGAUGAGCCCUCGUCAUUGGAGACGGUUUUCGACGGCGUGGAUAUCUUGAUGCUGGUAUCAUAUGCGUCUAUUGAAAUCGAGUACCGAGCCAAGGCCCAAAACAAUGCUAUUGAUGCCGCAGCCAAGAGUGGUGUUAAGCACAUCUUCUACUCAUCGCUCGCAUUCGGCGGCAAUUUGACCGACAAAAGUGUUGCCCAUGUAAUGGGUGCGCAUCUAGCGACGGAGAAGUAUUUAGCGUCGCAUCCAGGCAAUUUUACACACACGUUUAUUCGUGUAGGCAUCUACUCCGAAUCAUUCCCGAUUUACACAACGUGGUUCGACCUAAAAAACCCUUCAGAUGAGAUCAUGAUCCCUCACUCUGGGGGCGGACCUGGUGUUGCGUGGGCAAAGCGUGAUGAGUUGGGCGAAGCCACCGCGAAAUUGAUCGUCUCGUAUGUCGAAGAUCCCGUCAAAUUCAAAUAUCUGAACAAGGGGGUCCUGCUAUCUGGACCACGCGAGAUUACACUCGCGGAGACAGCCGAUAUACUAGGCCAGGCUGUUGGGAAGCCUGUCAAGAUUCGGGAGGUUUCGGUGGAUGAGUGGACUGCUCUGACUCCUCAGAAUGCCGAGUACCUUACCUGCCGAGGAGUUGAUCUUUCGAGAGAGUGGGCUACUGCCUGGGAGGCCAUUAAACAGGGCGAGACUGCUGUUGUGUCGCCGACCCUUAGGGAACUUUUGGGACGUGAGCCGGAGAGCUACGAAACCACAAUCAAAGAAAUGGCCAAGUAA